CCAACAUCGGUUUUAAAGUUUGACUCCUUCAUCCAAUUGCUCCGCAUCAUCGGCACCGUUUGCGGCGCAGUGAACUACGAUGAGCAACAUCUGGCCAAACCAUCUCGUUGGAUCAAAUUCAAACGGAUGUUCUUCUGGUUCACCUACGUCCAUGACCUACUGUGCAUUGCGCUGGAAAUCGCCUACUUUGUUGAGGCAGUCCAAAGAGAUGCAACUUUGGCUCAUCUGAUGGUGCUGGUAGUGUGUAUUGGAUUUUUGACCUACACGAUCAUCAAACUGACCAUGCACAAGCUGCAUGAAGUCGAGCUGAACGAGAUUUUGAUCCAGUUGAAGAAUCUUUACCCCGAAACACUGGAUACCAAACCAGCCGAAGAGUAUCGCAAACAUAUCUGGUUCCUGAAGCUGUUUUCAGUGCUCUACAUUGUGGUUCUGGUCGUAUUUAACGUCAUUUUCUAUGCCCCGUCCAUCACCGUUUUGAUUAAAACUGGUCACUGGGAAAAGAUUUUGCCGUUUUAUCUAAAAUAUUGGUACGACUGGCGCAAACCGGUCGUGUUCGAGUUGACCUUUCUGCACCAGAUUUGGGUGUCCUCUUCGGCCGUUACCGGAGUCCUGCUGGCGGACACACUGUACUGUACGAUCAUUCUGCUGAUUUCAAUGCAAUUUGAGCUGCUUGGCAAGCGGUUGGAGGAAUCCGAGCUGGACGAGCCAGAGCUGGUCAAGUGCGUUGAAAAGCACCUGCUUCUGAUCGAUGUCUGUGCACGAUUUGAGCGAAUUUAUUCCCCGUCCUUGCUGGUGACCUUUGUGGGAAGCUCCGGCGUCAUCUGUUGCUGUUUGUUUCUGACCUUAGCGGGAGAAAACAUGGGUGAAGCGGUGCGAUUCUCGGUACUGCUAUUCGUGUACAUCAUGAACAUUUUCCUACUUUGCUACUAUGGGAGUGUGCUGAUGGAAAAGAGUUCAAACAUAGCUCACCACGUGUACCAAAGUCAGUGGUACAACAACUGCAAAAAGGAUCAGAAAACAUUUCUUAUGAUACUGAUCCGAGGACAACAGGAAGAGAAAAUGACUGCGCUCAAAUUUACAACCGUGUCGUUGCCCUGUUUCUCCGGAAUUCUCAGCACAGCAUUUUCCUACUUUACACUGUUGAAGGCGGUUUAUGAAGGAUCGUCAGCGCACAAAACAUUCGAUACCAACAUGAACGACUUGGUGCGGUUCGAGUCGUUCAUCCGAGUGCCGGAGAUCUUCUACGGCAUGAUCGGGAUUACGCGGUACGGUGAACCCCGCAACACGACCAAAGCCCGGCUGAAGCAGCUGUUCUUUUGGAGUUCGUACGCGAAUACCAUUUUCUGUCUGAUCAUCGAGCACAUUUACUUCUUUCGAGCGGCUGGCAAUUUCACCAACUUUCUGGAGUUAACUGCGUUGGCACCGUGCAUCGGGUUCACCGCGCUGUCCAUCGUCAAGAUCAUGACCAUCAAGCUGAACGAGGCCAAGUUGAAUGGGAUCCUGGACCGGUUGAAGGAGCUCUUCCCGGUGACCCACCUGGAGCAGACACGCUACCGGACGCAUCAGUACAACCUCGAGUCCCAAAUGGUCAUGAAAUCGUUUUCGAUUUUGUACAUGAUUCUGAUCUGGAUCUUCAACCUGUUGCCACUGGUGUCGAUGUUGGUGAACUACCUGAUGAGUGGGGUUCUGGUUCGAGAGCUGCCCUACUUUAUGUGGUACUGGUACGACUGGCACCGGGAAGGGCUCUACGAGAUCACCUUCUUCCACCAAAAUUGGGGCGCGUUCGAUUCGGCCGUGUUCAACCUCUGUACGGAUCUGAUGUUCUGCGCAGUGAUUUUGCUGAUGUGCUUGCAAUUUGAUAUAAUAGCGGUCCGACUGCGAGCCGCCAAGGACGACCCGCAAGAAUUGAUCAGCUGCGUCCAGCUUCACCAGACGGUGCUCGAACUGGGAGAUCAGCUGGAGAGCAUCUUCUCGCCGUCGAUUUUGGUGAACUUUCUGGGCAGCUCCGUGAUCAUCUGUCUGGUGGGAUUUCAAGCCACGUCUCAGAUCAGCGCGUUCGAUCUGUUCAAAUUUGUGCUGUUUUUGAUCUCGUCGCUGGUGCAAGUGUUUCUCCUCUGCUAUUACGGAAAUAAAUUAAUUGAAGCUAGCUCCCAAAUACCGUACGCGGCGUUCCAGGGAGAAUGGUACCUGGCGGAUGUGCGCUAUAGAAAGUCGUUGCUUUUCCUGAUGGCCCGGGCAGGAAAGUGGCAGAAACUUACCGCCAUGAAAUUUUCCGUGGUCUCGCUGGCGAGCUUCACAGGGAUUUUGAGCACGGCAUUCUCAUAUUUUACACUGCUGAAAACUAUUUAUGAUCCCAGCGAUAGCAAAUGA
Molecule: messenger RNA, 2370 nt
Organism: Culex quinquefasciatus (southern house mosquito)
Lineage: Eukaryota; Metazoa; Arthropoda; Insecta; Diptera; Culicidae
Product: odorant receptor 85b
Exons: 7
Coding region: 127-2370 (747 amino acids)
Biological process (GO): sensory perception of smell; detection of chemical stimulus involved in sensory perception of smell
Cellular component (GO): plasma membrane
Molecular function (GO): olfactory receptor activity; odorant binding
Source: RefSeq, a predicted model, not a curated record